This is a messenger RNA of Rhineura floridana, 2094 nucleotides long. It is a transcript of the gene MRPL41, whose product is annotated as mitochondrial ribosomal protein L41. Gene Ontology annotation, biological process: translation. Bases 216 to 623 code for a protein of 135 amino acids. Gene Ontology annotation, cellular component: mitochondrial large ribosomal subunit. The transcript has a single exon. Lineage: Eukaryota; Metazoa; Chordata; Lepidosauria; Squamata; Rhineuridae. Gene Ontology annotation, molecular function: structural constituent of ribosome. The record is from RefSeq and is a predicted model, not a curated record.
GGAGAAACGGAAGUAUUGAAGUCAGGGAUUGGCUGCGCAUUUGCUAGCCAAUGAGAGCGGGCGGUGUUGACGUGUGGCUGAGGGAAGGUGAAGAACGGGCUUACGCUCCUGAGGUGAGGUAAAUUAGGCGUGAGAGGAACGAGGCGGGAAAAGUCCUCCCUGAGGCCCUGUCCUUAAUCCUUUCCGCCCCUCAGCAAGCACCGGCCCGUCCACCCAUGGGCCUGCUAGGCGAAGUGACGCGGGGCCUGGUGCGCGGCGCAGACCGCACGGCUGCCUGGACGAGCAAGCGGGGCCCGCGGAGCUUCUACAAGAGCCGCGGCGCCAAGGUCCUGGGCUGCAUAACGUCCAGCCGGAAGUUCAAGCUGGUACCGGAACAGGUGCCGCGGCUGGUGGUGCCCGACCUGAGCGGCUUCAAGCUGAGGCCUUACGUCUCUUACCGGGCCCCCGCCGGCAGCGAGCCACCCCUCUCUGCCCGCGCCCUCUUCCAGGAAGUCGUCGCCCCCCAGAUCGAGAAGGACAUCAAGGCCGGGACCUUCGACCUGCAGCGCCUGGAGAAGUACGGCUUCGAGCCCACCCAGGAGGGCAAGCUCUUCCAGCUUUUCCCCAAGAACUUUGUGCGCUAGGGACGGCAUAGGAGAAGAGAGGCUGGAGGGGAAAGAUCUCCAUACAACAUUUACAUCCAGCGCUAAAAACCCAGGACUGGAAAUUGGCGUGAGGAAGCCGCACAGGGCAAUGUUUACGAAGCGCCUAGACACUGGCUUGAGGAACUCAAACCAAAGUCCUAAAAAGAGUCAAGACACCAGACAUGCCACACGAAAGAGGACACCAGGGCUUGACAGUAAAGAGAAGCCCUGGAGGAGCCUUCAGGAAGCUGGUGCUUGCUUUCCUUUCCCAUAAUGCUCAGGCUGGACAUCUGGGCCACCAAACCAGAAACGUAGAUGAGCAGUCAUGCAGUUUUUGUCAGCUGCCAUGCCAGAACACCCUGGAAGGAAAUGGAUACACACACUCUACAUCUUGUGGAAGCGAGCCUGCAAGCAAAAAAGGAGGAGUCCUAUUUUAAGGGCAUGGAUGACAAAGGGGCCUGGUGGCCUUCCUCCGUAAUUGUAAUAAGCUGAUGGAAAUGGUAUUCAGCCCAGCAAUUUUGCAGGAUUGUCAGAAAGCUACCUUGUGUAGCUGGUGAGGCUGGCACUGUUAUCAUGGAUAGAUAUUAAAGAUGCUGAGGAAGUAGGCUGCAAACAUUUAUCACGUUUUUGUUUAAAUAAAGUUAUUAAACGCUAAGGCUCAUUCUCUCCCUGUGUGUGUGGACAGAAUUACUGUUGAUGUGCUAAAUCUUGGCUUUGCUACAUAGAAGCCGGCAAUAGGCUUCCAAUUAGGUAAGCUGCCUAUUCAGAGGCCCUUUGAGAUGUGUCUUCCUGACUUCUGAACUGCUGACACAAUCAACACUGGGAUAAUCUUGCCCUAGAAGCUGCAUUCCUGAAAAUUCUUAUUGGAGCCCAUUAUUACUGCCAUUAGAGGCCCGGUUUUUAUAAUGUUAUGUGGAAGCAGUACGAGGGGUUGGUUGCCUUAGCUUCACCAAGUCUAGUUGAUUGAUGGAGCUAUUUUAUAAUAAGCAUGCUACUGAAUGUAAGAAUUGUGGAGAAGGGUAAAAAAGGCGUAAUUCUCUAUUUAAGUUUGUGAUACUUAAACAGUAAUGUUCACAGGUGCAGUUGUGCCACUGAACUACAUACGAACGUCACACUAGCAGAAUUAAUCCUGGCUUGCUAGGGGAAAUGAGAGGGGCACUCUCCUGCUGCAGCAGAGAGAAACUAAGUUAGGUUGCAAGCACAUGCCUAACAUUAGGUCUGUUCACACAUAAGCCACCACCUUGAAGCUAAGCAGGUUUGGGCUGGUGAGGGCCUGAAGAGAUGACUGCCUGGAAACAAACAUAUAUGCCACCUGGGGUUCUAGAAUGUAAAUGUAGUAAAAUAAAAAUUAUAACAUGAAUUUGACAGUCCUACCACAAAACAUCUGGUGAAGGCAAGCAGCGAGGCAAAUGUAACCCUUGACACCCAUGGUAACUCAAGGCCACACACCCAAAGGGAAGACUUACAAAAA